Raphanus sativus (radish) is the source of this 3381-nucleotide messenger RNA. RefSeq names its product disease resistance protein TAO1. The record is from RefSeq and is a predicted model, not a curated record. Gene Ontology annotation, molecular function: ADP binding; ATP hydrolysis activity. The transcript is spliced from 4 exons. The coding region runs from base 152 to 3247 and encodes 1031 amino acids. NCBI's taxonomy places the organism in Eukaryota, Viridiplantae, Streptophyta, Magnoliopsida, Brassicales, Brassicaceae. Gene Ontology annotation, biological process: defense response; signal transduction.
CUUGUGGAAAUUUGAUAUCUCUCAGUCUCAGUCUCAGUCAACGUUUGUGUGUUUAGUAUGUACUGUACACAUAGCCGCCUCUUUGUUGAAUUCUUCCUCUUUAUCUGAAAAAAGCUCCGAGAUCUCGAGCCUCUCUUCAUCAUCCUGAUUAAUGGAUUCUUAUUUUUCCCUUACCAAAGUUGCUGCUGCUGCUGCAAUCAGCUUCUACGCCCUUUUUGGUUCAAUAUUUUUCACCAGAAAAUCUUCCACAUCUCAUCAUCACGAAAACAACAAAACACUGCCUUCUUCUUCUUCAACUCUCUUGGCUCCAACGUCUCCUUCUUCUCACAAUUGUAAACACCAUGUCUUCCCAAGCUUCCACGGGGCAGAUGUCCGCACGAACUUUCUCAGCCACGUCGUCAAGGAGCUCAAGAGCAAAGGAAUCGACCUAUUCAUUGACAAUGAUAUAGAGAGAAGUAAGUCCAUCGGUCCUGAGCUCGUAGAAGCUAUUAGAGGAUCCAGGAUUGCGAUUGUCUUGCUCUCGAAGAACUACGCCUCUUCCACAUGGUGCUUGAACGAGCUUGUUGAGAUCAUCAAGUGCAGAGAAGAGUUGGGGCAAACAGUGAUGCCUCUUUUCUAUCAAGUGGAUCCAACUGAUGUAAAGAAACAGACUGGUGAUUUCGGUAAAGUCUUUAAGAAAACCUGUAAAAGAAAGUCAAAGGAGGAGAUCCAAAGAUGGAAACGUGCUUUGACGGAAGUUGCCCAAGUCGCAGGUUUCCACUCAUCAAGCGGGAAGAAUGAAGCAGAGAUGAUUGAAGAUAUUGCCACUGAUGUUUCAAACAAGUUGAACCUUUCCGCACCAUGCACUGAUUUCGAUGGCUUAGUUGGGAUGGAAUCUAAGAUGACAGAAAUGAGAUCACUGUUACAGCUAGAUUCCGAUGAGGUGAGAAUAGUAGGGAUCUUGGGUUCGCCUGGGAUUGGUAAGACAACCAUUGCUAGAGCUAUAUUCAACCGACACUCCCAAGAUUUUCAACUGAGUAUCUUUAUGGACAAUAUCAAAAGAAAGUAUGCAGUACCAUCUUGUUCUGAUGACUACAGUGUGAAGUUGUAUUUACAAGAGCAACUUAUGUCUCAACUAACCAAUGAGAAGAAUAUCAAAAUUCCACAUUUGGGUAUUGCCAAAGACAGGUUGAAAGACAAAAAAGUUCUUGUUGUCCUUGAUGAUGUUGACCGAUCAAUACAACUAGAAGCCAUGGCGAAAGAAACUAGUUGGUUUGGUCAUGGGAGUCGGAUUAUUAUCACAACACAAGAUGAAACUGUUUUAAAAGCAAGUGGGAUCGACCAUGUACACAGGGUGAACUUACCAUCAGACGAUGAGGCUCUUCAAAUCUUCUGCAUGUAUGCUUUUGGUCAAAAAGACCCAAAGGAUGGUUUCAAGGAGCUUGCUUGUCAAGUUAGAUAUCUUAUAGGUAAACUUCCACUGGGACUAAGGGUUAUGGGCUCCUAUUUCCGAGGGAUGUCUGAGCAAGAUUGGAAAGAGGAACUACCAAGGUUAAGGACACACCUUGACAGAGAUGGAGAAAUUGCAAGCAUUUUAAAGUUUAGUUAUGAUGCCUUAAAUGAUGAAGAUAAAAGUUUAUUUCUUCAUAUAGCCUGCUUUUUCAAUUCUCUGCAAAUUGAUAUAAUGGAAGACUGUCUAGCAAAAUGCUUCAGUGUGAGAAAAGGGCUUCGCGUCUUAUCUGAAAAAUCUCUCAUACAUACUGAAAAUGGAAGGAUAUAUAUGGCUAAGUUGCUAGUCCAACUAGGAAGACAAAUUGUGCAAAAAGAAUCCGGAAAACGCCAGUUUUUGAAUAACACAAGCGAUAUUGGUGAAGUACUUAGUGAUGAAGAAGCGGGUAGUAACAGUGUCAUAGGAAUAUUGCUUGAGCUGCCUGAUAAGAUAACAUUGACAGGUGAAAGAGCCUUUGAAAGAUUCUCUAAUCUUCAAUUCUUAAGAAUCUUUGGCCUAGACGUUAAUCCGCAAAGUAUUAACUACAUAUCCCAAAAACUUAGAGUACUAAUUUGGUCGCAGUUCCAGAUGUCUUGUUUUCCUUCAAGUUUUAAUCCAGAGUUCCUAGUCCAACUACGCAUGCGGGAUAGCUGUCUUAAGAAACUGUGGAAAGAAAAUAAACUGCUUAACAAUCUAAAGCUGAUGGAUUUGAGUUUUUCAUAUGAUUUGGAAGAGCUUCCUGAUCUCUCAACUGCCACUAAUCUAUAUGCCUUGAGUCUCAGUUAUUGCUCAAGCCUGGUGGAACUCUCUUCCUCUAUUGGUAAUGCAAUUAAUCUCCAAAAGUUGGAUCUCAGCGGUUGUUCAAGUCUUGUAGAUCUCCCUUCCUCUAUGAGAAACCUUCCUAAAUUGUCAAAACUGGAAUUAAAGGAAUGCUCAAAGCUAGAGGUUAAUCUGGCCAACAUUAACUUGGAAUCUCUAGAAGAACUUGAUCUCUCAGAAUGCUAUUUGUUGAAAAGUUAUUCCGCAGACAUCCAAGAGCCUGAUCCAUGGAAAAGGAGAAUAUCUCGUUUAAAGUUUAUUAAACUAAGUGGGAUGAAGAAGCUGGUAUCACUCCCACAGCUACCGGAUUCGUUAUCGGCACUAGAUGCAGAAAAUUGCGAGUCCCUAGAGAGACUAGAUUGCUCCUUUUGCAGUCCAGAUAUUCGUCUUAACUUCACAAACUGCUUCAAACUAAAUCAACAAGCAAGAGAUCUCAUCGUCCACACACCAACAAAUAAAUAUGCGGUAUUUCCCGCUGAAGAAGUGCCUAUGUGCUUCACUGACCGAUCUUCUGGGAGUUCCUUAACUGUGAAUUUGAAUCAAUUGCCCGUUGGCAAAUCAACCCGAUUUAAGGCUUGCAUCAUAGUAGAACGAGUUUUUCCUGGUAAUCUGUGCACAUUCGAGGGUGAGGUUGAUGAAACAGAAGAUCUAUUUUCUGAUGAUGAGGGAGAAGAGGAGUCUAGAAGAUACUCGGGAUCUAUCUGUUGUAGCAUCACGUCACGAGGGAAUUCUCUCACUUAUUGUAAAAAAAAACAAGUAGAAGGAGUUUUGCCAGGGCAUCUGUGCACAUUCGAGGUUGAGGUUGAAACAGAAGAGGUUACUUCCACCGAGCUUCUUUUUGAUUUCGGGCUCCUCAUUUCCGAUUCCAAAACAUGGACGGUAAAUGAAUGCGGGAUACUCCAACUCCCGGAGGUCCCUUCAGAUAUUGAUGAUGGUGUCAAUAGACUAGCUCUUUUGUGAUUCUGUCUCAUUUAUGAUUCCCUGAUAAAUGUUUACUUCUAGUCUAGUCGUGUAACUCCUCCUAUUUUAGUAUCUUUGGGUACUUACUUCUUGAGGAAUUAGAGUUCGACCACGGAAAAAUGUAUUACGGAAAA